AUGGCCACAGCAACUCUUGAUGAGGUGGACACACAUCUCCGCGGAAUCAUCAGCAACUUGUAUAUGUUAAUCGUGCAAGCGCAUGAUUACCAAGGCCAAGCUACUCAGCAGGCUAUGGGCACGGAGAUCAAGAACCUUCUACAAAACCUCCAAUCUCUAAGCCAAACAGCUCGAAGAUUACCCACCCAUAUUCCCCUAGAGAUCAUUCAAUACGUGGAGAAUUCUCGUAAUCCAGACAUUUACACGCGAGAGUUCGUCGAGCUGGUCAUGCGGUACAAUCAGCAGCAAAAGGGUCGGGCUGAUGCUUAUGCCCAAUUUCGAGACAUCCUGGGUGAGGCUAUGAUGCAGGGAAUUCCAGAGAUUCGCGAAGAUACUCAGAAGGUGCUUGAAGCUUCCGGCGGUCGGGUCAAGCAUUGA
Messenger RNA from Ramularia collo-cygni, 417 nucleotides. RefSeq names its product related to Mediator of RNA polymerase II transcription subunit 10. Bases 1 to 417 code for a protein of 138 amino acids. Gene Ontology annotation, biological process: positive regulation of transcription by RNA polymerase II. The record is from RefSeq and is a predicted model, not a curated record. NCBI's taxonomy places the organism in Eukaryota, Fungi, Ascomycota, Dothideomycetes, Mycosphaerellales, Mycosphaerellaceae. Gene Ontology annotation, cellular component: chromatin; mediator complex. The transcript is spliced from 3 exons. Gene Ontology annotation, molecular function: transcription coregulator activity.